Molecule: messenger RNA, 2610 nt
Organism: Fomitopsis serialis
Lineage: Eukaryota; Fungi; Basidiomycota; Agaricomycetes; Polyporales; Fomitopsidaceae
Product: onanonoxo-7-onima-8-eninoihtemlysoneda
Exons: 6
Coding region: 117-2483 (788 amino acids)
Biological process (GO): biotin biosynthetic process
Cellular component (GO): mitochondrion
Molecular function (GO): S-adenosyl-L-methionine:8-amino-7-oxononanoate transaminase activity; pyridoxal phosphate binding; dethiobiotin synthase activity
Source: RefSeq, a predicted model, not a curated record
GUUCCUCCCGCGGACAUUGUGCGGAGUUGUGGCAAUAGUGCUACAGUGUCAUGCCUUGUGCAGCGACAUUGACUCGAUCUUGAUACUGACCGUCUACGCUGCCAUCUGUGCUGCUUAUGUCUUCGCUCUUCAAAAACCUCCGAAUUCAUCAAGUUUUCGGAGCGAACACAGAUAACGUCCCAACCCACUAUCUAAAACCUGUGAGUACGGGACCGCUUGAAGACGCAGAUGACAGACAUGUCAAGUUCUAUGCCAGCGCCGAAGGCAAAGAGAUGCAUGCGAGAUGCUUAUUUCGAUAUGACGACCCUGUCAGCCCGCAUCUAGCGGCCAGGCUCUCUAACAAGCAGACGGAAGCGCCUUCCGAUGGGGCAUUUGUUACCGCUGUAGCUGACCACAUCAGGCGCACAGCACAGCAAACAAGUCGUCCUUCGCACAUGUACGUGGAAACUGCUGGAGGUAUCCAUAGCCCGACAUUAUCCGGAACAACGCAAGUCGACGCCUAUAGGCCUCUGUUCUUGCCGACUAUUCUGGUCGGCGAUAGUCACCUUGGUGGUAUCUCAACCACCAUAUCAUCAUACGAGUCUCUCUCGCUCCGCGGCUACAUCAUCGACCUAGUCUUGCUUUUCAAGGAUGCCUACUACCGCAACUUCGAAUAUCUCACACCCUACUUCUCGGAGCGUGGUAUCCGUGUGCUGCCUGUGGACCCUCCGCACAAGCGACUCACCAACCCCGAUGAAGAACGCGUGGAGAUGGGCAAAUACUACUCUCACCUCGUACCGGAUUCCCUCCAAGGCGGAAUGUUCGACGCGCUCGGACAUCUGGACAAGUGCCAUGCGGACCGGAUCGCGGAGCUCGACUCCAUGCCACGGCGUACCUCUGACACGAUCUGGUGGCCAUUCGUGCAGCACGGGCUCGUAAAAGGGCCAUCCGACAUCAACGUCAUUGACAGUGCCUCCAAGGAUUUUUUCUCCAUAUAUAAUGGCCACAGAGCAACGGCAUCUCAGGACACUGCCACUACGUCUCUCCUCGAACCGCAGCUCGAUGGUUCUGCCUCCUGGUGGACACAAGCCAUCGGACACGCGCACCCAUCGCUCACUCUUGCCGCAGCCUGCGCUGCAGGCCGCUACGGCCAUGUCAUGUUCCCCGAAGCGACGCACGCGCCCGCCCUCCGGCUCGCGGAGCGUCUCGUACACGAAGGACCGGGCAAGGGCUGGGCCUCGCGUGCGUUCUUCUCUGAUGACGGGUCCACCGGGAUGGAGGUCGCGCUCAAAAUGGCUCUUCGUGCGUAUGCCUCUCGCAACCCAGGAGCGACGGCGAACGGGGAGCGUAGGAAGGAUCUUGGCAUACUCGGACUCAAGGGCAGCUACCACGGUGAUACGAUCGGCGCGAUGGAUGCUUGCGAGGAGGGCGUGUAUACAUGCGAAUGGCAUGAUGCCAAGGGUUGCUGGCUCGACCCGCCCACGGUUUCCAACAAGAAAGGACGAGUUGUCGUAUCUCUUCCUGCGUCGAUAGCGUCUGCAGCAGAUGGGGCAGUCAACGUAGACGUUGGAUCGCUACAACAAGCAUACGACGUCCAAUCUCGUCUGGACACCCCGCUCGCCAAAGUCUAUCGUGGCUUCGUCACCACUACGCUCAAGAAACUGAAGGAGCGCGGGAUGCCAGAGAUCGCCGCCCUGGUGCUCGAGCCACUCGUCAUGGGCGCAGGCGGCAUGAUUUUCGUCGACCCACUCUUCCAGCGCGUCCUCAUCGACGUCGUCCGCGCCUCCGAAGCCCACCCGCCCGCGCACGGAGGCUGGUACGGCCUCCCAGUCAUCUUCGACGAGGUCUUCGUCGGAUUCUACCGUCUCGGUCUGCGGACAACGGGUCCGCUACUCGGCGUCAACCCCGACAUCUCCGUCCACGCGAAGAUUCUGACGGGCGGGCUGCUCCCACUGGCGGUGACGCUGGCGUCCGACUUUAUCUUCCAGGCGUUCAACAGCGACAGCAAGCUGGACGCGCUUCUCCACGGGCACAGCUACACCGCGUAUCCCGUGGGCUGCGAGGUCGCGAACGAGACGCUGCGUAUCGUGGAGAAGAUGGCGGAGAGCGGACAGUGGGAUGAUGCGCGGGCGAAGUGGGGGGUCGUCGAGAGUGCUGGAAAGCGGAAGGAGACGUCGGUCUGGAGCCUUUGGACCCCGGACUUCGUCGACAAGCUUGCCAGGCUGGACGUUGUCGAUGAAGUCAUGACCUUGGGCACCGUGCUCGCAUUCAAAAUCAGAGAUAGCGCUGGCGGCUAUGGGUCGCACUCUGCACAAAAGCUUCUACAGUCCCUCCGUCUUCCGACGAACAAAGACGCACCCUCCUCGGCCCCCGGUGGUGCACCCUUCGGAACGCACUACCGCACACUGGGCGACGUUGCAUACUUCAUACUUAGUUUGAACACAGCGCCGGCUGUUGUGGACACCAUGCAGAGUAGAAUUCUUGCAGCUUUGCAGUCCAGCUGAGCAGCGCUCCGUUGGUAUGAUCUUCAGCAGAGCUACUCGUGGAGUCCGACAGUGUAGCAGCGUAGCACCAAUGGGCAGAAAAGAAACAUGUCUAUCAGAUACACGCUAGAAUAUUGAAAAGAUACAA